Aedes albopictus (Asian tiger mosquito) is the source of this 891-nucleotide messenger RNA. Its product is annotated as A-kinase anchor protein 14. Lineage: Eukaryota; Metazoa; Arthropoda; Insecta; Diptera; Culicidae. The coding region runs from base 133 to 576 and encodes 147 amino acids. The record is from RefSeq and is a predicted model, not a curated record. The transcript has 3 exons.
GUGAAUGCCCAUUUUUCACUAUAAAAGCUACCCGGCCUAGCCUCAAAUCGUCAGUCAACUCGCAUUUAGCAAAGCAAUCUCAACUAAGUCAACUUUUGUUAUCUAGUUAACAAAACAACUCAAACUACCAAAAUGUACAAGCUGUUCGUUUUCUCGUGCUUGAUCGCCGCUGCCGUCGCCGCCCCAGCCCCAGGAGUCGUUGUUGCCUCCCCAGUUGUGCACGCUGCUCCAGUUGCCGUUAGCCACUCGUCCUCGCACGUCGUGCACCACGCCCCAGUCGUCAAGCAUGUUGCCGUUGCCCACCACACUCCAGUAGUUGCCGUGCACCACGCUCCAGUCGUCAAGGCCGUCCCAGUUGUCCACCACACUCCAGUUCUGGCCAAGACCGUCGUCGCUUCCCCGGUCGUGCACUCCGUCCACACCCCAGUUGUGCACUCCGUUCACCACGCCCCAGUCGUCCACCACACCCCAGUCCUGGCCAAGACCGUUGUUGCCGCCCCAGUUGUGCACUCCGUCCACCCCGUCCACGCUGUCCACUCCGUCCCAGUCGUCAAGAGCGUCGUCGUCCACCACUAAAUCCCAAUCCCCUCCCCCAAAUAUCCCACAAAUAACCAACAAUCCCACUGUAACCUGAGAAAAGCAAAGACUAGCAACGAAUACUCCUCCUGAGAAUACGGAAUCCGAACGCACUACAAGGAACUGCAAGAUAGAUUUGUACAUAGAAGAACACCCUCAGUCUCUGUAACUACAGUUUACCUUUUUCAAGAUAGAUAAACCAUGUAAAGAACAGUUUGAGUCUAGUAGAACAAUGCGAAUCAAAGACAUGCCAAGAAUGAAAAAAAAAAACGAAUGACAACUCAAAAUACACGCAACAUUGUUGAAAAAGUUUAA